UAGUUAGUGUGGAUGUGGGAGCUGUGAUGGAUGAAGGCGCGGUUCCGGCGGUUCGGCGCUCGAGCGCCGCGGCUCUGGCGUCCGUCCGAACCGGAACCAUCGAAUCUCUGACGGACCUGGAGGAUCUGGAGCGAGUUUACGCGCAGCUUUGUGCUGAGGAGGAGGAAGUGCACAAUGUGCUGGAGGUUCUCUCUGCGCAGCAGGGCUCCAUCGAGACCAAGAUGCUGGCUCUGCAGAGGAUCGGGCCGAACCUGCAGCUGAUUGAGGGAGACUCCACGCAGUUAUCUGGGAUGAUCAGGUUCACGUGCAGCCUGGCUGAGAAUGUCAGCAGCAAAGUCAGACAGCUGGACCUCACUAAGAAAAGGCUGUACCAGGCGAUCCAGCGUGCUGAUGAUAUUCUGGAUCUGAAGUUCUGCACUGACGGCGUUCAGACCGCCCUCCGUAACCAGGACUACGAACAAGCCGCAGCCCACAUCCACCGCUACCUGUCUCUCGACCAGUCCGUAAUUGAGCUGAGCAGGCAGGGUGGAGAGAGCACCGCAGUUGAAGCCAGUCUCGCUUUGCUGCAGGAGGCAGAGCUUAGUUUGAAAGCACUGGUUACUAAGCGACUAGAGGAAGCGGUUGCUGCGAGUGACCUGCCUCAGGUGGAACGCUUCUUUAAAAUCCUCCCUCUGCUGGGCCUUCACGAGCAGGGACUCGCACAGUUUGCCAAGUACCUCUGCAGUCAGUUGGCGAGUAAAGCGGAGGAGAAUCUGCUCCUGGCCGUGGGUUCGGAUCUCAGUGACCGUCGCGCGCCGCUGAUCUUUGCCGACACGCUCACACUGCUGCUGGAGGGUAUCGCGCGGAUCGUGGAGACGCACCAGCCCAUAGUGGAGACGUACUAUGGCCCGGGCCGACUCCACACACUCCUCACACACCUUCAGAAAGAGUGUGACACACAGGCGCAGAAAGUGGUGGAGAAGUUUAUCCAGCAGAGAGGCUAUCGCAGCAAAUUCCAGGUGAUUCAGAGCAACAUGAUGAGAGGCGGCAUGUCUACGGAGAAGAUCGAACCGAGGGAGCUGGACCCGGUGUUAUGUGAGGUCACCCUGAUGAACUCGAGAGCCGAACUGUACCUGCGCUUCCUGAAACGGCGCAUCACGGCAGAUUUCGAGGUCGCAGACGCGACAACGGCCGAGUCAGUGAUCCGAGAGCACCAGCAGUGUUUAGAGCGACUGCUGAAGGAUUGUCAGCUCAGCUGCACCAUGCAGGAGCUGAUCGGUUACUACAUCCCCAUGGAGGAGUACUACAUGAGAGAGACUGUGAAUAAGGCGGUCGCCAUGGAUACGGCCGAGGCGGGGCAGCUGAGUUCCAGCAUGGUGGAUGAUGUGUUUUACAUCGUGAAGAAGUGCAUCAGCCGUGCGCUGACCAGCGGCAGCUCGGACUGUGUGUGCGCGAUGAUCAAUCACUCCAUCAGCGUACUCGAGACCGAUUUCAGGGAAGUGCUGGUGACUAAACUGAGAGCCGGUUUUCCAGCCAGCACUCUGCAGGAUCUGCAUCGUGGUGUCACCAGCGCCGUGAGUCUGAUGCAGAGCAGCUUGCAGCAGGGCAAAAUCCAAUCUCUGGGCAUCGAGAGUCAGGAACAAGCCAAGAUGGCGUAUCUGGUGACGCUGAAUAAUGUGCAGGUCUGCAGUGAGAACAUCAGCACUCUGAAGAAGAACCUGGAGAGCGAUUGUGCCAAGUUGUUCAGCCAGGUGGCAGGCUCUGAACAAGCCCAGGCUAAGAUAGACAGCUGUCUGUCUGAUCUGGUGAACACCUCCAGCAAGCUCAAGGAUCUCCUCCAGGAGGGUCUUCAGGAGCUGAAUAACACGGCUAUCAGACCGCAGGUGAAGCCGUGGAUCAGCAGCUUCCUGUCUGUUUCACACAAUAUUGAAGAGGAGGAGUUCAGUGAGUACGAGGCGAACGAUCCAUGGGUUCAGCAGCUGGUCGUGCAGCUGGAGCAGCUCAUGGCCGAGUUUAAGGCCGGCUUGUCUCCUGUCAUCUACGACACUCUGACCAGCCUGAUGACGAGUCUGAUCGCCAUGGAGCUGGAGAAGACCGUCUUCAAGUGCACCUUCAGCAGGCUGGGCGGUCUGCAGUUCGAUAAGGAGUUGCGAUCUCUGGUGGCUUAUCUCUCCUCUGUCACCUCGUGGACGAUUCGGGAUAAAUUCGCUCGUCUGACUCAGAUCGCGACCGUCCUUAACCUGGAGCGGGUGUCAGAGAUCCUGGAUUACUGGGGCCCGAACUCGGGGCCCCUGACGUGGCGUCUGACUCCGGCUGAGGUUCGGCAGGUCCUGGCGCUCAGAGUGGACUUUCGCAGCGAAGACAUCAAACGACUCCGCCUUUAAUCCGGCGCUGAAGCUUAACGCAUCGUUUCCUGUUAUUUAUGAUUAUUAUCAUGGAACAUAAAGCUGAAGAGAAUAGAAUUAGGGAUGAAAUUUGUAUAAUAUUCUGAUUAAAUCGUGUUAUUGGGUUUACAGUAAAGCUGUGACGGUAUGAACGUCUUCUGAAUCUGUUUAUAGCAAAAAGGGAAAGAAAUAAAACUUGUGUUUUUUAAGAAA
Messenger RNA from Clarias gariepinus (North African catfish), 2576 nucleotides. It is a transcript of the gene cog4, whose product is annotated as component of oligomeric golgi complex 4. NCBI's taxonomy places the organism in Eukaryota, Metazoa, Chordata, Actinopteri, Siluriformes, Clariidae. The transcript is spliced from 19 exons. The coding region runs from base 27 to 2363 and encodes 778 amino acids. The record is from RefSeq and is a predicted model, not a curated record.